This is a messenger RNA of Xylaria bambusicola, 2172 nucleotides long. RefSeq names its product heterokaryon incompatibility protein-domain-containing protein. Bases 1 to 2172 code for a protein of 723 amino acids. Lineage: Eukaryota; Fungi; Ascomycota; Sordariomycetes; Xylariales; Xylariaceae. The record is from RefSeq and is a predicted model, not a curated record. The transcript is spliced from 2 exons.
AUGCUAUGCGAAAGAUGCAAAGGUGUGAGCUUUGAGCCUCUCCUGGCUCAAGACAAGAAGACUGGCUUCUACAUCUUGCACCAUAGCCAGGAAUCGUACUCGCUCUCCCUCACUCAGCGGUGUGCGCUAUGUACUCUCAUCAGCAGCCAACUAGGCAAAAUCGAGGUUGAAGACGACGUAUGUAACUAUUUAGAAGCAUUCAUGGUGCUGAAGCGACGAUGGCCGUCCGGCAGCGAUAUAGUCACUGGCACAAGUUCCCCUCCUAUUCUUGUUCAUAGCCGACUGGGUUUCGGAACUCUGUCAGCCAUAGACGCUCUUCCAAGUCAAUAUCGCACCUUGGACUACGAGCACAGUACAAGCCGACCGAGUAGGAAAAGGAAACGGAUUCAACUUAAUGCAUCGGAAUCCUUAGAGAACCCUAUUCUCAGGCAUAGCAGGGGCAGAGAGGCUCCGUUAUCUAGAGAACUUCCGCCUCAUCAUACUGGCUCACAUGAGAACAUGGAACUAGCCCAUCUCUGGAUAAAGGAUUGUCUUCAAAAUCACGACAUGUGUGCUAUCGGGAGCUCUCACCGACAUGUAAAUUUUGUGCCUACGCGCCUAGUCGACACCCAAGAUCCCAUGCGUCCGUUUCUCUUGAUAGUCACGGAUGACAAAGAUAUAGAGUAUAUCACUUUGAGCUACGUGUGGGGCCAAGGUGAGAGGUUUAGGACCACCCGGGCAACCCUUAAGGAUCAUCAGGACCGCAUACCGCUCGAAUCUGUGCCGAAAACCUUUGCUCAUGCAUUUCAGGUUACGCGGGAGCUAGGCUACAGAUAUAUCUGGAUAGAUGCGCUAUGUAUCAUACAAGACGACAAUGGAGAUUUGGAGCGUGAGCUGGCUGUCAUGGGAGAGAUCUACCGCCACGCCACUUUUACUAUUUUCGCCGAGGGGGCUCGCGAUGUCUUCGCCGGUCUCUUCCAAAAGCGUGACCCGUACCUGUAUCAGCCGUGUGUCAUUAAUAUUAACACAGCAACCGGUAAAGAUGUGAUAUCUGAGCAGGUAACCUUGGGCACGAUCAUCACUGGCCCGAACUACCUAAAGACUAGGGGCUGGGUCCUCCAGGAAGAGAUCCUCUCGACUAGAAGCUUGUCAUUUGGCGAACAGAUCAGCUGGCAGUGUGCAGUAAGCGAAGCAUCCGAGACAAGGCCUGCUCCACAGCCCCGAAAGUCUGCAUUGAGUCAAGGUAGAGCGACCUGUGAAGACAAACUGAGGUUAUGGCUCUACGCUCCUGCACAGAUGGGCUGCACGCCGAGGGAAAACUGGUUUAGGUGGAAUCACUUUGAUGCUUGGUACUCGGUUAUGGAAGAAUACAGCAUUAAGGAUUUGUCGUUCCCGACAGACCAACUCCGUGCUCUUUCUGGUCUUGCAGAUUUAUUUCGAAAAGCCCAUCACGCAACAUAUUUGGCAGGGCUUUGGCGAGAGGACCUUCAACUUGGUUUGGCGUGGUAUGUGGCCAGCAAUGACUCUCGCAUUGUGAGCAAGGCAGGAGAUCAGAAGCCAUCGUGGUCUUGGGCAUCCGUCGGCACAGUCCGCCUCAAGUAUCGUUCCUGGGCUGCAUUUUCACAGCACAUAGUCACCGAGGGUAUCGAGGUACUGGAUGCUUCCUGCACCCCAGCAGAUGAAGCAAACCCUUGCGGAAGUGUGACCACCGGGCUUCUUACGCUUCGCGCGCGAGUGAAGAAGCUAACACUGUGUUGGUCUGCAGAGUACGUCGAAAAUAGGACGGAAUUUAGCUACGGCGACAUGGGGACAGUGACGAUGACGAGGGGAGAACACCCGCGGUUUCCAGCCCUCAUCAUCGACUCAGAGUCAAAUCGGUUCAUUGGCGAGGCAGCUUUGGACCGGCAAAUACUUACUGAGUCUUAUGAGAGCGGUAGGAGCACUGAAACAUUUGGAGCUUCCAGUACAGAAUCCGGGGUAAAUCAUAUCCAAUACAAGUGUCAAGUCUGGUGUGCUCUUUUGCACGUACAGAAAACCCCCGACAAUGUUCGACAUAACACUGCUCUGAUCUUGGAACAAGACAAGAAAGACUCUACGACACACUGUCGACUAGGCCUCUUGUUCUUCGAUGAUCAACGUGUCAAGGGCCUGUCAUAUUCGGAUUGGAACAUGGAAACAAUUCGUAUUGUGUAG